AGACUGGUGCUGAUGAACAUGCCCGUGGCUGAGGACAUGACGGUCCAUUUUACCUCCACCUUGAUGGCGCUCAUACGCACGGCCUUGGACAUCAAAAUUGCCAAAGGUGGUGCAGAUUGGCAACAGUUAGACUCUGAGCUUCAGAAGGAGAUCCUGACCAUUUGGCCUCACCUGUCCCAGAAGAUGCUUGACCUGUUGGUACCCAUGCCAAAAACCUCUGACCUGACUGUAGGCAAAAUAUACGCAGCCAUGAUGAUCAUGGAUUACUACAAGCAGAGCAAAGCAAAAAAGCAGCGGCAGCAGCUGGAGGAGCAGAAAAAUGCCCCCAUGUUCCAGCGCAUGGAGCCGUCCUCCUUGCCACAGGAGAUCAUCUCAAAUGCAAAGGCUCUGCCUUACCUCCAGCAGGACACCCUCUCGGGCCUGAGCAGCCGGAGCGGGUUUCCCUCGCUGAGCCCACUCUCGCCACAGGAGAUCUUCCAGCUGGCAUGCAUGGACCCAGCCCACGGGCAGUUCCAGGAGCACCAAUCUCUGGUGGUGACGGACACCAGCUCGAUGCGACGGUCGUUUUCCACCAUCCGGGACAAGCGCACCAACAGCUCCUGGCUGGAUGAGUUCUCCAUGGAGCGCAGCAGUGACAACACCUACAAGUCCCGCCGGCGCAGCUACCACUCCUCGCUCCAGCUCUCCGCCCGCCGCCUCAACGCUGAUUCGGGCCACCGGUCGGACGGGCAUCGCUCGGGUGGCAGGGAGCGGGGGCGAUCCAAAGAACGCAAGCACUUGCUGUCGCCCGACAUCUCGCGCUGUAACUCAGAGGAGAGGAGUCCCCAGGCGCAGGACGAGUCGCCAGAGCGGCGGCGGGAAUCCCGGUCACCCAGCGAGGGCAGGUCGCAGACACCCAACAGGCAG
Messenger RNA from Pterocles gutturalis (yellow-throated sandgrouse), 906 nucleotides. Its product is annotated as voltage-dependent R-type calcium channel subunit alpha-1E-like. Gene Ontology annotation, cellular component: voltage-gated calcium channel complex; neuronal cell body. The annotation marks the transcript as partial. Gene Ontology annotation, biological process: calcium ion import across plasma membrane; chemical synaptic transmission. The transcript is spliced from 7 exons. Lineage: Eukaryota; Metazoa; Chordata; Aves; Pterocliformes; Pteroclidae. Gene Ontology annotation, molecular function: high voltage-gated calcium channel activity. The record is from RefSeq and is a predicted model, not a curated record.